Messenger RNA from Schistosoma mattheei, 4908 nucleotides. NCBI's taxonomy places the organism in Eukaryota, Metazoa, Platyhelminthes, Trematoda, Strigeidida, Schistosomatidae. The record is from the annotation of a GenBank genome assembly.
GUUUAAAACCACCACUGAGUUCUAUAUCGCCGGAGGGGGGAAAUACAACCUCACUCUCCAGUUGGCGUAUUUGCGUCCCAGGAAUGCCGGUCGGGGAUUCACAAACUCGUUUUGUGGAUAAUCUUGGUUUAGACUUGAAUCCAUAUAAUAUUGUCCAAGGCAAAUCAUUCACCCGGUCUGUAUCAAUUAGUGAACCGACUUCAACUCCACCAGACUGUUGUAUUACAUCACAUAUUAAUAGUGCUAUUAUCGGUGAUUGUCUACCGUCUAUACGAUCAGCCAGUGGGGAAGGCGGCAGUACAACAUCAGAUAUUUCAUUCUCCCCAUUCUCUUCUGCGGCUACAGCUAUUACGCCUGAAAGUCCCCUACCACCGGAUUCAAAUUGUUUCCAGUCAAAUCCAUUAGCGUCAAUCAUUGGCUAUUCUGACGUUGGUGGUGUUGAUUUUCCUGUUCAACAUUCGACCACUACUACUAGUACUCCUGCGACUAUGAAUAUGUCUACCGAUAAUACUAAUAAUGAUGAUGUCGAUGUUCCAAUAAGCCAGCCUACUGAAAAUUCACCUAAACCAAAUCAUUCAAAUAUUUUCAAUCAAUCAACUGAUCAUAAUCAACAAAAUACCUCCUCCUCAACCUCUUCUCCUUCUCUCUCUUCCUCUUUACGACAAUUUAAUGAUAAUAAUAAUAACCAUGAUAGUAUCUACAAUUAUAAUGUAUUAUUUCAAAAUCCAAUUACUUUGAGAACAAUAAAUUUCCUUUCACAUCUACUUGAUUCACGUCUAUCCCCAGACUGGCGUACACUUUUAGAAUAUUGGCAAAGAAAUACUGUUAAGUUGGAUUUAUCUUCUGGUACAUCCCAGUCAUAUUCUUCUACAACCCCCAAUAUCCCUAAUACUGCUACUACUACUCUUACACCAACAAUUAGUUGUACAGAUAAUACAGAUUUUACUCGGUCAUCAUCAUCUGAUCAGGAAGUAUGCGCAGUGAAACGUUUCAAACCGAAUAGUUCAUCUGAGCCUGAAAAUGAAAUUCAACCUACAAGUAAUGAACCAUCUGCUACUACCAAUACCACCAUACUACCAUUCACUUCUCUUGUAUAUCAUCAUCAAUCUCAUCAGUCAAUUCCGUCAACAUUUAUAUCUGCACGAUUAAUUCUAUGCGCCAGAAAUCUCGCUGAUCAUUUUGAGUCUAGAUAUCGUGAUAAAUUGGGCAGUUUAUUAGAAGAUGUAGCGCGUUUAAAUAGUAAUUCCAAUAGUGAUAAUAUUAAUUAUAACAUAGAUGAUCAAAGUUGUACAGAAGAGACAAACAAAACAACAAUGAUUAGUGUUAAUGAUAAUGUUACUAAUGUGCAUGAUACUAACAUAAGUGUGAAGAGUGAUAGUAGGAUUGGUGAUGGUGACGCCAGUGGUGCUUCUAGUCAUGUGAGCGAUGAUUCACUUCAAACUCGAUUAGAAAUGGCACGAUGUCAAUUUCAUAGUGUUCUAGAAGAAUUAUUUCUUGAACGUAUUAACUGGGGUCGUAUAAUUGCAAUGUUGGCAUUUUUGCGAACAUUAUGUGAAGUUGUUGAAGAUAACAAUAAACGUAUGAAUUAUUCAGUUUCACAUCAGUCACUGCAACAGUAUCAUGGUAUUUCUAAGUCAACUGAUUUGCCCAUUAUUUCUUGUGAACAAGUUGAGCAUAAUGAUGCUGUUACAUCUGAUUGUAAUAAGCAAUUAUCUUCUACUGAUCCAUCUUCUUCAUGCAGUGAUAAAACUACAGAUAAAAAAUUGAAAGAUAAAAAUUCAGAAACUACAAUGGAUCCUCAUCGGUUAAAUGCUAGUGACUUGCGUUUGGUGUCAUUCACAAGACCUUGCGCAGCUGAUUAUACUUUGUGGACAACUGAGUUUAUACAUGGUCCCCGAGGACUUUGGAAUUGGAUAUCGUCUCAUGGAAAUUGGGAAGGACUUAUAAAUUUUGAAUCACAACGUGAUGAAACUGACCAAUCAACAAUAACCUCGACAACAAUUGGAAAUAAUAGUUUAAUUAGUUUAGUCACUGGUAGUUUCACAGAUGAUGAUACGUUACGUUCACUUCGAAAUGCUUUGACUAGUGUAGCAACAAUAGCUGUUGGAGCUGUCGGCCUAGUCGCUGCUUAUCGUUUUUUCAGUAGACGUUUAUAAGUGAUAUGAAGAAGAAGAAAAAGAUAAUUAUGAUGAUGAUGACGUCAGCAACAGCAUUAAUCAUGGGUUAGUAAUUAUCAACAGUUAUUCAUCAUUAUUUAAUUCUCCAUGUUUGCAUUCAUUACCUACCUAUUACACUUCAGAAUUACAUAUGAACAUAGUGUACACUAGUUAUAUCUGCUUACAUCUUCAUUCCGGUGACAUUUUUAUGUAUUCAUACUUGCAUAUUUUCUCUUAUACAUACAAAAAGAAACUAUUCAGUUGAAUUUUUCUUUCCAUAUAAAGAAAAGAAUCUUCAGUUUGUUCUUCUCCCACCUUCAAUACAUCUUUCAUGUAUUCAACUAUCGUCAAUAUAAAAUUGUCGGGUAAAUAAAAUUAUGGUGUAUAUGUAUCAGUUUAUUACUAUUAUUAUUAUUACAUAAAAUUAAUAUCUAUGCGUAUGAUGUUUAAAUUAUAAUCUAUGCUGACCAUUCAUGAGAGAGAGAGAAACUCAAGGGUUAACUGUAUGUAAAAACACUUAUGCGCUUAUUGUGUACAUUUCUAUUGGUAAAUAUUUGGUCAUUGGUCUGAUUAUUAAGAAUAAACAGAUUCUAUCAAUCAAUCGAUAAGUUGUGAUCACCCAAACUGAGUAAUGUAUAUCAUCAUAGUGACUUGUAAUUCAUAUUGAAUGUUUACAGAAAGAAGCGAUUGUUUCAUGAUUUAUGAUAACUCUUAUAACUAAUCACUUGGACACUCAACUUCUUGAUUUUCAGUAAUCGUUAAUUCGUGAAUUUUUAAUAAUAAAAAAAAACAGAAAGGAAAUACAGUAUGAGCUUUACUUCUGCGUUUGUUACAUGUAUAAAUAAUCAAGAGUAUUUAUAGUGUAUCUCAAUGUUUCUGGGAAACAUUGUAAAAUGGCGAUUAUCGAUUGAUUGGAGAAGUCUCUUGAAAGCUGCUCAAGACAACUGAUUAAUCAAAGUAUUUUCAACAUGUUUCCGGCUUUUGAAUACUUUUUUGAUAAAUUAUCAAGGGCUUUCAAUAUUUAAAAACAGUCGACUUUCAACUAUGAUGUUUGGAUUUCGUACCUUUCUUUGUCUAGUUCCAUUUCAUCAUUUAAGUACUGUCAAUAAGUGUUGCUUAUAAGUGAACACAUAAAUCUCUAUUCAAGUUUACUUACAAAGAAAAACAUUACUAUAUACAACUAUUUUUCUUCUAUGAAGAAGCUCCAAUUUCAUCACAACUCUUUGUACCAUGUUUUAUCGUUUCUAUCAGCAAAAAAAAGAAAUCAAAUCUAUGUAGAAGGAACUUUUGCCAUUGUAAAACUCACAUUUACAUAGUAUGAUCAUGUAAAUCUAUGAAAAAUACUAUUUUAUCGCUAAGAUGUUAGUGUUAUACGGACAUGAGCAGUCGUGUUACAAACAUUUUUUUAAUAAAUUGAAACCUUGGUUCACGCUACCGUUUGAGAAUUAUCAUUCAACUGAUAUAGUUUUCUUAGAUAAUAUUCUACUCAGUCACUACACGAGUUUCGAUAAAUGAAGAAAGAAAACGAAUAUCAAUGUAUAGUAAUUAUCAUCAUGAUUAAAUCUUGCUUGUUAUAAGACUAAAUUCAGUCAGUCAAGUGGUUGAUAAAAUGUUAUAAUCUCCUGGCACUAAGAUAUUUUUUGACCGUAGUUCUCGUAUCCCCCCCCAUCCAAUUCAUUAUUCACAAAAAAAAUUGAACUUCAGAAAAAAAUAUGUUCAUGUCCAUAAAUUACAGUGUAGUCUUCAGUGAAAAGCUUAAAAUGAGAAAAUAAUUUAUCAUUCAAUUGGAACCAAUUAAAACCGAUGAAUUAAUGACUGACUACUUCUGUGAUGUGGUAAUCUACUUUGAGCCAUAUAUUAAUUUACAAUUUCUAAUGACUGUAGAUUAUGAUAUGGUCUGGUUUUAUGCAUUCAUCAACUAGAUAAAGUAGUCUAUGCCACCAUAGAAGUAAAGUACUCAGCAAACUUAUUCUCACUAGUCAAUAUCUUUAAUAAAUACUAAAAAUCGUUACACUUUACAUCAGUUAGCAUAACAGCAAAGAUGAUGAAUCCUACUGAGUUUAACCCUUGACUAGUGGAGCUAAUUUUUGUCUGGUGUGAAGCAGUUACCCACCGAAGACAAAGGAAAAUGGUAGUUCGGUUUUGUGAACUGGUUGAAUUUACACAUUAACAUCAAUGGACGCCAGCUCAUUGACCUAGAGGUUAGGUGUUCGCGCGCGAGACUCAAUGUGCUGAGUACGGGGUCGCGCACUGCUGAGGAGUCCCAUCCUAAAACGAAACGGCCGUCCAAUGUUUUCAGGUUUUCAAAGGUGGUAUAGCUUAGAUUGAUUCAAGAUCUCAAUCAAAAACAGUCUCCACAACCUCGUACUGAAAAAUAAAACUUCAGAGUAAUAUUGAAAGUGUUGGAUGUGUCUAUUGUUUGAAAUGUAUCGAUGAUGUUGUCCUGACGAACAAUAAAAGCUCAAAGAUCAUGACACUUUCAACAUCCUCAGUUGCAAAUAUUCUAUAAACAUUUAGAAAUACAAGUAGAAUGAAUAACGAGACUGUUCUGUUAAUCAUAGGUAUUAUUAUAGUCUCUUAUAGACGUCGACAUGAUUCGAUCUAAUAGUUAAUGAAACAGUAACUGACAGAUUAUUAUUAUCAUUAUUAUUAUUCAAUACCAUCAUAAUGUUUAUCAAUUUAACAUCAAGUUCUUUGUAUAUAUGUCUAUUUACUUCCUCUUCCUUUAGUGACGUUCAACAAUGACAAUUAU